AUGGGCCACUGGCUGCACCUGGUCUCCCCUCUCCCCCUGGACACACGUCCCGCUGGCUGCACCAUCAAACCUGAUUGUAGGAGCGGCCGCACGCUGGGACGGGGCCUGUGUCAGAGUCAGCUCCCGGGGCAGAGGUGGUGCUGGGUCAGGGCAGUUCAUGAGGCUGGACCGGGCCUCUGCAGCUCCCACAAUGCACCUCUCUGUUCUGCGAGCUCCUAUCUCUGCCUGGCGUACAGUGCAGACAGUCAGGGGCCUGGAUGGGACGCUCUGGAUGGGACGCCCUGGAUGGGACGCUCUGGAUGGGACGCCCUGGAUGGGACGCUCUGGAUGGGACGCCCUAGAUGGGACGCCCUGGAUGGGACGCUCUGGAUAGGACGCCCUGGAUGGGACGCCCUGGAUGAGACUCCCUGGAUGAGACGCCCUGGAUGGGACGCUCUGGAUGGGACGCCCUGGAUGGGACGCUCUGGAUGA
Molecule: messenger RNA, 471 nt
Organism: Knipowitschia caucasica
Lineage: Eukaryota; Metazoa; Chordata; Actinopteri; Gobiiformes; Gobiidae
Source: the annotation of a GenBank genome assembly